This is a messenger RNA of Drosophila subobscura, 990 nucleotides long. RefSeq lists its product as uncharacterized. The record is from RefSeq and is a predicted model, not a curated record. The transcript is spliced from 4 exons. Lineage: Eukaryota; Metazoa; Arthropoda; Insecta; Diptera; Drosophilidae. The coding region runs from base 175 to 840 and encodes 221 amino acids.
ACAAUUGUCGACCAAAUUUAAAUAGAAUUUAAUAAUUUUGUAAUCGUUUUUGGAUCACGAAUUACGUUUCGCAUCUCAGAAGUUUGCCCAGAUGUUUGGAUAGCAUCCCUUCCACACGCACAUUAUAUUUAUGUUUAAAGAGAGUCCAGGAGGUCGUAGAGUUCUUCUUGGAUCAUGUGCUGCUGCAUUUCCACCCACAAGCUCAAGCUGCUUGUCGUUUGCCUGACGCUCCUUGUGCAGAUUGAUGGCGAGCUAAAGGCCGCUAAUAAUGGCACCCUGCUGCUGUACUAUAGCAAAACCAAUUUCCUCGGCUAUCUGAUAACUCGCAUCUGCCUGGGCAUCUUUCUGGCCAUUUGGGCAUUCGCUGGCUUCAUUUCGCUGUUCUAUGACUCCGUCUGGGGUGUGGCCGCUUACUCCACUGGCAUUUGUUUUCUCACCGUCUUGGAUCUUUUUACACUGUACUAUCGCCAUGUAUUGCGAGAUCAGGGAUACUUUAUAAAUUCUGUGAAACUGGAACGACGCAACAAGCUGUCGCGUGUCGCCCAUACUCAUGAAACUUUGGACGAAGGCAUUGGCGAUGCAAUGCUUUUGACCAUCAACAUUGUUCAGGUAGCCGUUCAAGUUUCUGUCAACAUUGCCGGUUGGUGGCUGGCCGUUAGACUGCGAAGACAUCACCAGAACGAGGCCAAAUACGAGAGCGACAAGGCCUAUCUCGAGUCUCUGUUGAAAAGUCAUCCGCCUAUGCCGCCGCAAUCAAAUCCGCUGCAACAGCAACAGCAACAGCAGAAUCGGGCAUCGUUAACAAACGAAAAAGCACCAAAGAACGUCCAGAACAAAUGAAGACACAAGACCUCGGAUUCCACUUCGGAUAGCACCUCUGCUGCCCCUUCAACGCAAGUAUCUUCAUUGAAAUUAUAAUGCUGCCCGCUUGAGGCACGCCACUAUACAAGUUUUUGUAUUUUUGUUUGGGCUCGGACCCUCGAAAAAUUG